CUCAACGAUUGUAUUUUCACUCUGGUAUGGAAAGUGUAGAAUGACAUGACACUGAAUUAAAAUUAUUUUUUGCGUUAAGAACACUAAACGAAUGGCCGAGUUGUUUCUGCAUUGCAUAUUUUCAAUAAAACGGUGUUAUUUACUAUCCAUUUUCAAUAUUUUGUGAUUGUUUCAACUCCCACGUUUUCUUACUAUCGUAAUUUCAACCAAAAUUGUGUUAGUGACUUACAAAAAUGUUAUACCUCAACGUCGAUACGGACUGCAGUUCAUUGCCUUAUGUAAAACUUGAAAUAGUGUUUCUUCCGUGAGUGACCGAAAUAUACGGUGACUUAUGUGUUUAGUGUAAUUGUUUAGAUUUUAUGGUGAUCAAAGUGUCAAUAUGUCGAAUUCUACCGCUCAAGUGCUCAUGAAGAAGGGUAAAAGGGGUGCAGCCGCAUACAUACACGCGGACUGUGAGAAUGGAUCCCCACAGCAUUUGGGUCCGUUGCUGGACGUACUGCUGAACCCUAGCAAGGCCAUUGACGAGUGGGAGACCAUUGACUGGUGCCGCUGGCUGUUAGCCGGCGGGAGAACGCCGGACGAGUUCGCAACUAUUGUCCGGAGUUACGACAAACACGACAAAUGCGGUCUAGUCUGGAUACCGCGUGUUGUCGCGUAUCGAUGUCGCACGUGCGGCAUCUCUCCCUGCAUGUCGAUAUGUCGGGAGUGCUUCCACCGCGGCGACCACUCCACACACGACUUCAACAUGUUCCUGUCGCAGGCUGGAGGUGCUUGCGACUGUGGAGACAAAUCCGUCAUGAAGGAGGAUGGAUUUUGCAGCAACCACGGCAACAAAUGUACUCGCCCGGGAGACGUGCCCGCAGCUCUCAUGUGCGUCGCAGAAGCAAUGAUGCCGCGACUCAUUCUUCGUUUGCUACAACAUUUUAGAGAGAACAGUUGCGGCUCACAGACGACGUCAGAUAGCUACAGGAUCACAGUGCAGGAGUGCGAGGGCUACGUCAAGAUGCUGAUGGAGUUCAACAACAUGGGCGACCUAAUGCGCUCCGCCAUGACCAAGGCGCUUAUUAACCCACAGAUGUACCGCAACCUGGUGGAGCCACCGUUCCCAGACACAGAGUACGGCUGCUACAUGGCAGAAUCCAAUAAGAUGUAUGAGAAAGCGCUAGAAAUGUUCCCGGCGCCAGAACCGCCUGACGAGUAUCGUCAUUUACCAGCUCUAGCCCCCCGGCUGCAACACAACACACUGCUGGACGAGUUCAUAUUCUGGACGUUCAAGUACGAGUUCCCGCAGAACGUGGUGUGCUUCCUGCUGAACAUGCUCCCCGACCAGGACUACAAGGAGCACCUGACGCGCACCUUCGUGCUGCACUACGCGCGCAUCCCGCUGGUGCUGGAGGAGGCGGCCGACCCCGACACGCUCAGUAACCGCGUCGUGCACAUGUCCGUGCAGCUGUUCUCCAACGAGGCGCUGGCGCUGCGCUGCGUGCAGCAGCUGCACCUGCUGCACGUCAUGGUGCUGUCGCUGCGCCUCAUGAUGGGCAAGAUCCUCGUGCAGAACUCGCUGCACGACCCCGAGCACAACUUCCACUACGUCAUCGACUGCACGCGCCGCGUCAUGAAGGAGCACUGCUACUGGCCGCUCGUGUCGGACUUCAACAACGUGCUGUCGCACAAGAGCGUGGCGCUGCUGUUCCUGCAGGACGACGCGCUCGUGGACAUGUGGUUCGAGUUCCUGUCCAUGCUGCAGGGCAUGAACGUCAACGUGCGCGAGGUGGGCGGCCACAUCGAGUUCGAGCCGUCGUCGUACUACGCGGCCUUCUCGUGCGAGCUGGAGGCGGCGGCCUACCCCAUGUGGUCGGUGCUGUCGCACCUGACGGAGCCGGCGCACGGCCCGCUGGCGCGCCGCAUGCUGGCCGCCGCGCUCACCUACCUGCAGGACUGGCUCGACGCCGUGCACUUCACCGCGCCGCACAUGGAGCGGACGGAGGUGAUGCAGGCGUCGUUCCACUUCCCGCUGCACCGCUACCUGGCCGCGUUCCUAUGCGCGGGCGUGCGCUGCAUGGGGCUGCGCGCCGCCGACGUGCUGCCGCCGCCCGACCUGCUGGCGCUGCUGGCCGUGCAUCCGCUGCGCGUGCAGGUACAUACCCACUACUAUACACUAGCCCACGCUGCGCGCGCUGCAUGGGGCUGCGCGCCGCCGACGUGCUGCCGCCGCCCGACCUGCUGGCGCUGCUGGCCGUGCAUCCGCUGCGCGUGCAGAGUUUGUUCUACGAGAUACUAGCAGGCGUGUGGGUGCGCAAUGGCCUGCAAAUCAAGGGGCAAGCCAUGACCUACAUCCAGGCA
This is a messenger RNA of Spodoptera litura, 2343 nucleotides long. The record is from RefSeq and is a predicted model, not a curated record. NCBI's taxonomy places the organism in Eukaryota, Metazoa, Arthropoda, Insecta, Lepidoptera, Noctuidae.